AUGCAAAGGGAUGGAACCGUGCCCUUGGACGAGACGUUCACCGAGACAAUCGAACACUAUGGGCGCUCUUAUCAGCAUUACUCCCUCACGAAUGGGACAUAUUUUGCCCCCAUCGAUGAGGACGAAAUCUCGCGCCUCGAGGUGAUGCACGGAGUUCUCAGCAGGCUCUUUGAUGGGAGGCUCAUAUUCCCCCCUAUCAGGUCGCCACGACGAAUACUCGAUUGCGGUUGUGGUCCAGGAGAUUGGGCUAUCGAAGUUGCCACACAAUAUCCUGACGCCGAAGUCCUCGGCAUCGAUGUCAGUCCGCACAUGAUUCCAGAAAACCCUCCCGACAAUAUGGAGCUCCAAGUUGACGACCUCAACGGGAGGUUUACAUUUCGAUCCAACCACUUUGACGUUGUCCAUAGCCAAAUGGUCGCCGGAGGUAUCCACGCGAAUCGCUGGCGAAGCUAUAUUCGAGACAUUUUCCGUGUAUUGAAGCCAGGCGGGUGGUGUCAGAUGGUCGAGAUAUACUUUAACGCCCAAUCUGAUAAUGCAGCCAUACAAAGAUCCACGGGCACCACUUCAAUUGGCCAGCUGGAUGAGAAGUGCAGGUUUUACGGAAGUCGAGUCGAGACUCUUGACGUUGCCAAUGUGCGGCUGGUCGAGUGGUAG
Fusarium mangiferae is the source of this 654-nucleotide messenger RNA. RefSeq lists its product as uncharacterized. Bases 1 to 654 code for a protein of 217 amino acids. The record is from RefSeq and is a predicted model, not a curated record. Lineage: Eukaryota; Fungi; Ascomycota; Sordariomycetes; Hypocreales; Nectriaceae. Gene Ontology annotation, molecular function: methyltransferase activity. The transcript has 5 exons.